Messenger RNA from Tripterygium wilfordii, 657 nucleotides. Its product is annotated as BAHD acyltransferase BIA1-like. The record is from RefSeq and is a predicted model, not a curated record. The coding region runs from base 1 to 657 and encodes 218 amino acids. NCBI's taxonomy places the organism in Eukaryota, Viridiplantae, Streptophyta, Magnoliopsida, Celastrales, Celastraceae. The transcript has a single exon.
AUGAGAAGACUCAUUUUUCGACCGUCAAGUAUAGUUUUGCUCAAGACAAAAGUUGCAAGUCCUAGUGUGCCAAAACCCACUAGUGCGGAAGCAAUAACAGCGCUUCUUUGGAAGUGUGCAAUUACUGCAGCACGAUCAAUUCGAAGUGUCAGCACGUCCAUCGGCAACCGCGCCAUAAACUUGCGCAAAAUAUUGUCGCCAAACUUGCCAGACAGCGCGACUGGCAGUUUUUUGGCGUAUGUCGCUACUCACAUAAACAUAGGAGAGUUAGAUUUACAAACAUUGGUUUGCCAAUUAAGGAAUGUGAUGCAAGAGUACAAGAGAAAGGAAGGUGAAAGUCUUUUGGGGUAUAAGGAUGUAGAGAUAGAAGGAGAAGGCGAUGAUGUACACUUCUUUUCUUGCAGUAGUCUUGUUGGGAUACCAACGUUUGAUGCUGAUUUUGGGUGGGGAAAGCCAAUAUGGUGGACUUUUGUGAGGCUAAUGCUUCCAAAUACAGCUUUUAUUAUGAGUAGGAGAGAGGGGGAUGAACUGGAAGUUUUUGUGUGGUUGAGUGAAGAAGAGAUGGCCAUUUUUGAACGCAACAAAGAACUUCUUGCAUUUGCGACCUUAAACCCCAGUAUUCUUGAUUCCGGCAUGAAUAAGGAUUCAAAACUUUAA